AGGCCACACCCCAGAUCUCGCGAGAUCUGAGAAGCGGAAAAAACGGCGUCGACGUGAACCUGAUCCUACGUUGCCGAGGAAGUCGCCCCUGCUGGAGCCGGAGCCACCGAAGGCACGAGAAUCAGAAGUUGAGCCGAGUGGAAGAUGGAGGAACUGUCCAGCCCUGGCCCGGACAGGCUGGCCACUGCAGAGUCCAGCUCCAGUGAGCCCGACAAGGAGGUGGCAUCUCCAGAUGUGGCAGCUACUGCCACUUUCUCCUCUGUCGAGGAGCCGGGCCCUAACCAGACAGACGUGCCACCAGUGUGGGAUCGCGGAGGACCUCCGCAGCAGGUUGCCUCUCCAGCCCCAGACAGCUGUCAGCCUGGCUCAGCCAGCACAGGUGUGGGAACCAAUGAAGACCUGAGGUUGCCCAGACGACGUCCACCACCAGGGAAGCAGAUACCCUGCUCUAGCCCUGGCUGCUGCCUCAGUUUCCCCAGUGUUCGUGAUCUGGCGCAGCAUCUCCGUACCCACUGCCCACCCACACAGUCACUGGAAGGCAAGCUCUUCCGAUGCUCAGCCCUGAGCUGCAGUGAGAGUUUCCCCAGCAUGCAGGAGCUGGUAGCCCACGGCAAGCUUCAUUACAAGCCCAAUCGCUACUUCAAGUGUGAAAAUUGCCUCUUGCGCUUCCGCACUCACCGCUCGCUCUUCAAGCAUCUGCAUGUUUGUGCAGAGCAUGCUCAGAGCCCAGCCCCACCACCGCCCCCUGCCCUGGAUAAAGAGCCACCUGUGCCCGAGCGUCCCCCAGAGUCCGACCCUUCGUCUGCUCUGGGCCUACCAUUCCCACUACUUGAGCCGUUCACCUCUGCCCCUACUGGGCCCUUCCUUCCCUACUUGAAUCCUGCACCCUUUGGCCUGAGUUCCCCUCGCCUGCGCCCUUUCCUGGCUGCUGCUCCAGGGCCACCAGCCUCUAGCUCUGCGGUCUGGAAAAAGAGUCAAGGUGCUGCUGGCAGUCCAAGAAGACCGCAGGGCGGCUCUGAUGCGCCCUCAGGUGCGUGCAGGUGAUCACCAGGGCAGGGUGGAGGGGCCUUCUUCAUUCCUGUGCCCUGCAUGGGCCCUGUGAAUGCUGGGAAGCAGCAGUGUCUGUCUCUUAAAAUACAUGAUUUUUACCUUAAAAUGACUGGCAUCUAUGCUUUCAUCUGCACCGGCAUUCCUUUGUAAAAAACUUGCGCCUUCUCCAUCCCUGAGUGGUCCUUUCCUGUGGUGGGUCCAGGGAUGGGAGCCAAACUUGGUGCCUUCAGUGUUGGGCAGUUAAGCCCAGGAGAAAGGAUCCAGCCUGCCUGGACCCUGGAAGCUGAGGGGGAUGGACACAGGGAAACAUCUGAUCUGUU
Molecule: messenger RNA, 1370 nt
Organism: Acomys russatus (golden spiny mouse)
Lineage: Eukaryota; Metazoa; Chordata; Mammalia; Rodentia; Muridae
Gene: Znf414
Product: zinc finger protein 414
Exons: 6
Coding region: 145-1044 (299 amino acids)
Source: RefSeq, a predicted model, not a curated record